AUGGAGCAGCUGAAUAAACCCCACCGGGGCAGCGACGGGAAGAAAAAUACAGCAAAGAAGAAGCUUCAUCAAAAUGGGCACAAUGCCAAGGCUUUUGCCGUGGCAGCACCCAAAAAGCUCGAAAAAAUGGCCAGAAGAACACACGAUGUUAAUGAAAAACGGUACCACGUCCCUAUGGUGGACAGAACACCAGACGAUGAUCCGCCACCGGUGAUCAUUGCCGUGGUUGGGCCUCCCGGAACAGGAAAAACGACGUUGAUCAAGAGUUUGGUGAAGAAAUUGACCAAAUCGAGUCUCACUGAAGUCAAGGGUCCCAUCACUGUGGUGAGUGGAAAACGCCGUAGACUUACGUUUAUGGAAGUCAACAACGAUCUCAGCUCGAUGGUUGAUGCGGCCAAAAUCGCCGAUUUGGUGUUGUUGCUCGUGGAUGGUAAUUUCGGUCUUGAGAUGGAAACCAUGGAGUUCCUCAAUAUCGCCCAGCACCACGGUAUGCCCAGAGUUUUGGGUGUCGCAACACAUCUCGAUUUGUUCAAGAGUCAAAGUACUCUCAGAACUUCAAAGAAACGUUUGAAGCACAGAUUCUGGACAGAGGUGUACCAGGGAGCUAAGCUUUUCUACCUUUCAGGUGUGCUCAAUGGAAGAUACCCCGACCGAGAGAUUCUCAAUCUUUGUCGAUUCAUAUCCGUCAUGAAGUUUCGUCCGUUGAAGUGGCGUAACGAGCAUCCUUACUUGCUAGCAGACAGAGUCACCGAUUUGACGCAUCCUCAGCUGAUAGCAGAGAACCCAAAAACAGACAGAAAAGUGGCCAUCUACGGCUAUCUUCACGGCACACCAUUGCCAUCACAAAAUGCACACAUUCAUAUUGCUGGAGUUGGCGAUUAUCAUGCCCACAGUGUGGAGAAACUCCCUGACCCUUGUCCUACUCCAUACUUCGAACAGAAGCUUGAUGAGAUAGAAAGAGAAAGGGCCAAGGCUGCCGCAGAGACCGGUGAAGAAGUAGCGCCUACCAGAAGAAGACGCAGAAAGAGACUUGAGGAUAAGCAGAAGAUCAUCUAUGCCCCGAUGUCCGAUGUUGGUGGUGUUCUCGUUGAUAAGGAUGCUGUGUACAUCGAUGUGGGAGACAAGCAGUCUUUUGUUCCUGGUGAGGAGACUGGCGAAGGUGAAAAGUACGUCACCGGAUUGCAAGAUGUCCAGAAGACAAUGCACGAGCGUUUUGCCGAGGGCCCAGGUCUCCAGUUGUUUUCGAACUCAGCUCAAAUUGAGGAAGCUGAAUCCAGCGAGCUGGAAGAUGAGCAGGGACUUCUUCAAGAGGACAAGGGCAGAAAGGCAAUGAGAAAGCCUCGUUUGUACGGCAAGUCCGUGGCCGAGGAUGACGAGUUUGACGAUCUUGAGGACGUUGGAUCCGAUGUUGAAGAGGACCAGCCAAAGAUGGUUGACAUCGAUUUUGGCGAUGCCGCUAAGGAUGUGGAGUACGCUGAAGACUCGGCUUUGUCUUCUGAUGAAGAAAACGGAGACUACGCUUCCAUGGCCAAAAAACUCAAAGGAUCAGUGCAACGUCGUUGGAACAUCAACCGUCUUUUGUAUUUGGACAACAUCGAUCCAGCUGAAGCCAUCAAAAGGUGGAAGCAGGAGGUUGUUCAGGAAGAUGACGAAGAGUCUGAUAUUGAGGAGGACGAUGAGGACUUUUUUAAGAAGAGAGACAGCAAAACCCAGUCUGAGGACUUGGAUACCUUCAUCCCCAGCUAUCCUUCUGUGGACGAGCUCAAAGCAAAGUUCGAUUCAUCAACGAUUGAGGACAGCGAUGAAGAAUAUGAAAAUGGCUACCGUGUGUUGAAGGACCGUUUGUUGGCAGCACCUAAACUUAAUGAUGAAGAGAAAAAGGAAGGUGAUGAUGAGGGCGAUGAUGACGAAGAAGUCUAUGGUGAUUUCGAAGACCUUGAAGGCGAAGAUGGCGGCGAUGGAGAGGACAUGGGCGAUGAUAUGGACGAUGAAGACGGUGAUGAGGAUGGCGACGACUUUGCUGAUUUCGAGGCUGAGGAACAAAAGGAUGAGGAUCCCGAAGAAGACGAGAACAUGACGGUUGAGGAAAAGAGAGAACUCAACGCAGCCAAGAAGGCAAAACUCAAAUUGCAAUUCGAAGACGAAGAAGACAGAGAGUUUGGUGCUGACGAUCCAGAAGGUGAUACUGAGGCCGACACCUGGUACGAAUUCCAAAAGAACAAGAUGGCCAAGCAGUUGGAGAUCAACAAGGCCGAGUAUGAGGAGAUGGACCAGGAGACGAGAACCAAGAUCGAGGGUUACCGUGCUGGCUCCUACGUCAAGAUCGUUUUUGAAAACCUCCCAUGUGAGUUCGUUGAAAACCUUGACCCAGAGUACCCUAUCGUCUUGGGUGGUCUUUUGGCCACCGAGUCCCGUUUCGGUAUCAUGAACGUCAGAAUCAGAAGACACAGAUGGCACAAGAAGAUUCUCAAGUCGCAAGAUCCUUUGAUUCUUUCUCUCGGUUGGAGACGUUUCCAGACCAUCCCCAUCUACACCACCACAGACUCGAGAACGAGAAACAGAAUGUUGAAGUACACUCCUGAGCAUGCUUACUGUUUUGCCUCGUUCUAUGGUCCUCUUGUUGCUCCUAACACUACAUUCGUUGGAUUUAACUUGGUGGAUCAGACUUCCACAACUGGGUCCUUCAGAGUUGCAGCCACAGGUGUCGUGGAGGACCUCAACUCCUCGGUGGAGAUUGUGAAGAAGCUCAAGCUUGUUGGUCAUCCAUACAAGAUUUUCAGAAACACUGCCUUCGUGAAAGACAUGUUCUCGAACUCAUUGGAGGUCGCCAAAUUCGAGGGUGCAGCAAUCAGAACCGUUUCAGGAAUCAGAGGUGAAAUCAAGAGAGCGCUUUCCAAGCCCGACGGUUAUUUCCGUGCCACUUUUGAAGACAAGGUCUUGAUGUCUGACACAAUCUUCCUCAAGACAUGGUACCCUGUGAAGGUCAAGAAGUUCUACAACCCUGUCACCUCACUUCUAUCCAGCAAGCACAACGACUGGAAGGGUAUGAGACUCACGGGUGCCGUGAGAGCUGAAAACGGCAUUGCCACACCAUUGGAGAAGGACAGUUCUUACAAGAAGAUUGAGCGUGAAGAAAGAAGAUUCAACAAGCUCAAGGUGCCCAAGCUGAUCAAGAAGGAUCUUCCAUUCAAGAGUCAGAUCCAUGAGGCCAAGCCACAGCUGAAACAAACCUACAUGGCCAAGAGAGCCGUGGUGAUGGACGGCGAUGAGAAGAAAAUGAGAGAUCUCGUCAACAAGAUCAACACCCUCAAGAGGGACAAGGAUGUCAAGCGUAAGGCUAAAAAGAGCGAGAAGUUCCUGGAGAAACUCAAGGAGAUUGCCAAGAAGGAGGAAGGCAAGAAAGAAAAGGAGCGUGAGAGAAAGAAGGAGUACUUUGCCAAGCAGGGUAAGAAGAGACAGUUGGACUCCAGUGAGGGCGCCUCUGCAGCUUUUGGCGGCAAGAGAAGACGCUAG
This is a messenger RNA of Candidozyma pseudohaemuli, 3513 nucleotides long. RefSeq names its product GTPase (gene BMS1). The transcript has a single exon. Gene Ontology annotation, molecular function: ATP binding; GTP binding; ATP hydrolysis activity. Gene Ontology annotation, biological process: endonucleolytic cleavage of tricistronic rRNA transcript (SSU-rRNA, 5.8S rRNA, LSU-rRNA); maturation of SSU-rRNA from tricistronic rRNA transcript (SSU-rRNA, 5.8S rRNA, LSU-rRNA); ribosome biogenesis. Gene Ontology annotation, cellular component: nucleus; 90S preribosome. Lineage: Eukaryota; Fungi; Ascomycota; Pichiomycetes; Serinales; Metschnikowiaceae. The record is from RefSeq and is a predicted model, not a curated record. The coding region runs from base 1 to 3513 and encodes 1170 amino acids.